CAGAAAGCGAGCAGUUUGGCAGUGCUUUUGGAGGGCAGUUCAGCUCGGUUCAUCCACGGAGUAUCUUGGUUGAUUCUUGUUUUCUUUUUUUUAUAUCUUCUUGCAAAUUAUUCGGUCCUCUUGGUAUAUUAAUCUUGUUCUCUUUUUGUUUCUUUGUCAGGGCAAGGGCUAUGAUCGAUCCUAUCAUUGAAUACUACUACUGAUCAUUCACCCAACCUUCGUUGAUUCAUCGUGAACUAUCGCCAUUAUUUCGUCUAGGUCGAUUAUGGACGAUACAGUCCCUGAUACUCCUGUCAGCAACAAAAAGGUCGUGCAUAGCACCCCUCCAGCCGCUGCCCACGACGACGCAGAAUAUGAGACCGUUGCCACCCUUCCACUCCCACACCCGCAGCUUGCAACACAACCAGUAACACAGCCCACCCAGCAUCUUACGCAACCAACACAGAUCAUCGAGGCUCCUCAGUCCGCCUCCCGCAAUUCUUUCGUUCAAGUCGCCGCUUCCUCCCCUCCUGGUCCCGCUUCCUCUCCCUCUCGUCCUACCGCACGAGCCGGUGUUCUGUCCAGUGUUAUGGCACCGAGUGGAACACAAUUUCGCCCCCCUGUCCCCGCUGGCCCUGCAAAGCGUGCGCCAGUAAUUGAUCUGGGCGACGACGGCCCGGCCUAUGGUGGUGGAUCCUCUGAUGACGAUAUGCCAACCACCGGAACAACCGAUAUCAAGCCGUCCAUGUUCACCAAGAACUCGCGCAGCCCGGACAAGGUCAACGAGUCGCCCGUGGGCGCAAGUAAUGGGCCAAUGGAUCGGUUCAAGGAGAUUACUAGCUCGGCCGUGUAUAACCCCCAAAACCCGGGGAAGCGCUCUGCGGCGCAAAUGGAUCCCACGCCCAAGGGUAUCCCGGUUAAGAAAGUCCGCCAGGAUGGACCAUCUCGCGCUCAACCUGUUGCUAUGAAUAUAACUAUGCUGGAUGAAAUUGAUGAUUACCAAACUAGAGUCAAGGUGGAGAGGAUGUUGAAGGUCGUGCCGCAAAAGUCUAUCCAGGCUUGCAUGGAGGCUCUCCUACUGAAACAUGGAAAUUAUGAUAAUGCAUUGGAUCACUUGGCCAACGAUGAAGAAGAACGAGAUGGGUUGUUCGAAUCGGAAGACGAAUUGACCACGAAUCAAAAGGCCUCGCCCACCGCACCCGCGAAGCAGCAAAUCAAAGCCCGUGGGACAAUUCAGGACAAGUGGACAUCUAUGCGCCUGAACAACUUUUCCAGCCAAAAAGCAGAAGCACCGCAGGAAGAGGAGAAGCCACGCAGACGAUUGAUGAGGGGCCCCAAAAACCGUGCAUCCUCUCCUAGCAGUCCAAUCCGUUCUGAGACUACUCCGCCCAAGAAGAAACUCGGUCGUCUGGUCCAGGGACGAAAGGAGGCAUCUCCCGCUCGAUCUGAGUCUCCAGAGGCACCUCUGGUUAUCUCCGAUGACUCUGACUCUGGUGUUGAGGAAGUCGCCGAGGGAGGUGAAUUAGAACUGAAGGUUCUAAAAUUUUUCAACGCCUGCAGUCCUCUAGAACUUUCAGAUAUUGCUGCUAUCACCGAGGAUGUCGCCAAUACAUUAAUUUCGCAUCGGCCAUUUAGUUCGCUGGAUGCUGUACGCGUUGUCCCAGCCCCCGAACAAGCCGCAAAACCCAAGGGUGCCAGAGGGCGAAAAACGCCAAAGCCAAUUGGUGACAAGAUUGUGGACAAAUGUCUUGAUAUGUGGGUAGGAUACGAAGCGGUGGACUCUCUUGUUACAGAAUGUGAGGCGCUUGGGAAGCCAGUUGCAAACGAAAUGAAAAAAUGGGGCGUGGAUAUGUUUGGAAAGCGUGAUGGGGAGCUGGAACUGGUGUCUAUUGACCCCGCAAAAUCGCACGACUCCGGCAUUGGAACGCCUGCUAGUCAGCGCUCCGAGGAAGACAGUGAUGGACCAGCAGGCUCUGGCUCGCGCAAGAGCAAGAGUAAAGGGAAGUUCAUCUCCCAGCCUGGAAUCAUGGCUGAGGAUUUGACGAUGAAAGAUUACCAAAUUGUCGGGAUCAAUUGGUUGGCUUUGCUGUUCAGAAAGAACCUAAGCUGCAUAUUGGCUGAUGAUAUGGGUCUUGGAAAAACCUGUCAAGUUAUUGCAUUCCUAGCUCAUUUGUACGAGGAAGGGAUCAAGGGACCUCAUCUUAUUGUGGUGCCUUCUUCCACCAUUGAGAACUGGCUUCGGGAGUUUCAAAAGUUCUGUCCCACGCUCUCUGUCAUGCCUUAUUACGCUGGCCAGGCCGGAAGAGCUGAGAUUCGGGAAACGAUCGAGGAUAACCGAGAUGAUAUCAACGUUGUUAUUACUACCUACACCAUCGCUAAGGGCAAGGUUGACUCACAUUUCCUGAAGAGUAUGGACUUUUGCGCCUGUGUUUACGACGAAGGGCACAUGCUCAAGAGCAGUACAUCGGUGCUCUAUGAGAAAUUGAUCCGCAUUCCAGCUCGGUUCAGGCUUCUUUUGACAGGAACACCGCUUCAAAAUAACCUGCAAGAAUUGGCUUCGCUGCUGGGCUUCAUUCUUCCUAAGGUUUUCCAGGAGCGCAAAGACGAUCUCCAGCACGUCUUUUCAAACAAGGCAAAGACCGGCGACGAGUCCCAUUCCGCCCUUCUUUCCGCACAGCGCAUUGAACGGGCUAAGUCCAUGUUGAAGCCCUUUAUCUUACGGCGAAAGAAACACCAGGUCAUUGAUCUGCCUGCCAAGGUUUCCCGCGUAGAGUGGUGUGAAUUGAACACUUCUCAAAAGGAGAUUUACGACCACGAGAAAGAGGAGGUCCGUCGACUUCUGGCUGACCGAGCAGCUGGAAAGAAGACGGGUAACAAGUCCGCCAAUAUCUUGAUGAAGCUCCGCCAGGCAGCUAUUCACCCUCUCUUAUACCGGAAGCAUUAUGAUGAUGCUGUUUUGAGCCGCAUGGCCAAGGCUUGCUUGAAAGAAGAGCAAUGGUCUUUGUCGAACCCCAAUAUCAUCUUUGAGGAACUGCAAGCCUAUAAUGAUUUCGAGUGCCAUACCAUGUGCACAACACACCCUAACUCUCUUGGAAAGUUUGCUCUGAAGAAGGCCGAGUGGAUGGAUUCAGGAAAAGUGGACAAACUCUGCGAAUUGCUCAAGCGGUUCAAGGAAAAUGGUGAUCGUGCUCUAGUAUUCUCCCAGUUUACCAUGGUGAUGGAUAUCCUCGAACAUGUGCUGGAGAACCAGCAUGUAGGCUUCGUUAGACUUGAUGGCCGUACAAACGUUGAGGAUCGCCAGUCUAUCCUUGAUGCCUUCCACGAAAGAACCGACAUCCCGGUCUUCUUGCUUUCGACCAAAGCCGGUGGUGCUGGUAUCAACUUGGCCUGUGCCAACAAAGUUAUUAUUUUCGACUCCAGCUUCAACCCUCAGGAGGAUGUCCAGGCGGAGAACCGAGCCCACCGUGUGGGUCAAACCCGAGAAGUUGAAGUCGUCCGCCUGGUGACUAAAGACACCAUUGAAGAGCAAAUCUACGCCCUCGGUCAAACCAAGCUGGCUCUCGACCAGGCAGUUGUGGGCGAAGAUGCUGCCGAGUCGAAGAAGAGCGAAGAAGCCGGAAUGAAGGUGGUGGAAGACAUGGUCCUCGCGGACAUCGAACAAGACAAAGAAAACGCAAAAGCAUAACCUUUCCUAUCUCUUAGACAUGAGAUAUGAUCUAUUAUUUCAUUUUCUUUUCCCCCUUGCUUUUGUUUACUUUCAACUCAUCUACAUAGCCUCCCUCUCUCUUACUAGCGAUUUUGCUCGUUUGCAUACUAAGAGAUACAUGGAUACAUCUGAUACACUUUGAAUGCGCACGGUUGCGUGUUAUUCAUGUUGGACCUGCCAUUUGUAUUUGCAACAUUCUCAAAACCUGUUUCUUAUGCUGUAUGGGUUUUGAAGAGGGGAAAAAACCCAACUUCCCCUAUCUAUCAAUCAGCCUUCCAGGCUUCAUCUAAUGGCGUUUUAUAAUGUGUUUCAUUAUCAGACCAGAGGAGUAUCAGGUUUGUUUAGACUAAACUGGGUUUUUUGUUUUCCAGGAUUUAUUUCAUG
This is a messenger RNA of Aspergillus wentii DTO 134E9, 4069 nucleotides long. Its product is annotated as DEAD/DEAH box helicase. Gene Ontology annotation, cellular component: nucleus. NCBI's taxonomy places the organism in Eukaryota, Fungi, Ascomycota, Eurotiomycetes, Eurotiales, Aspergillaceae. Gene Ontology annotation, molecular function: ATP-dependent chromatin remodeler activity; chromatin binding; DNA binding. The transcript has a single exon. The record is from RefSeq and is a predicted model, not a curated record. Bases 266 to 3664 code for a protein of 1132 amino acids.